Molecule: messenger RNA, 921 nt
Organism: Fraxinus pennsylvanica
Lineage: Eukaryota; Viridiplantae; Streptophyta; Magnoliopsida; Lamiales; Oleaceae
Source: the annotation of a GenBank genome assembly
AUGCAGAACACAUCUAGGAGGGCUGCAAGAUCAUACAUGAAAAUUGUGGAUAACUCUUACAUUGGAAGAUGUGAUGAGCUGAGAAGGCAUCAAAUUGCUGUGGCCAAAAUAGAGGAGAGAAAAACAUCGUAUAACGUUUUUCUCGGCUAUCUGAUGUUCAAUGCUUCCAAUAAUCCCAUAUGGGUUUUGUUUUCUCCAGGUCCAUCAUAUUUAUUCCUUGUAUUUGAUGUAUUCUUAAACAAUAGAAAGAAUGGAUUUAAAUGGACAUUGAUAUUGGUGGUGUUGGCAUACUGUGAGCCUACCAUCAGCCGAUUAGUGUUGAAACUCGCUGCUCUUAUCAAGCUGAAGAGCUUGUUUACUUUUAUUCCCUCUCAACAUCAUUUUUAUAUAGUUCAGUAUUGUGUUCGUCGAUUAUUUGAAGAGGAAGACAUUGCACACGGAUACAAUGGUUUGAGAUAUUUUUUGACAAUUGUUGCUGUUGUCAUCAGAACAGCUUUUGAACUAAAGAAACAAUUAACAUGGCAAGUGUUGGCUCUAGUGAGCUCAGUUAUUGCUACUAUGUUCAAUACGUAUUGGGAUGUUUUCGUUAACUGGGGGCUUCUGCAAAUAAAAUCAAAAAACUUGUUUCUGAGAGAGAAACUUCUGGUUUCACGCAAAAGUGUGUAUUUUGCAGCUAUGAUCAUCCGCCAGUAUGUCUGCCAUUGGGAUCUUUGUUCAGAUUUGAAUUUUACUCAGUUUCAACAGCUGAUGUCCAUUCCAGCUGCUCCUGAGUUUUUAAUUUCUGAGCCUCCGGUUUCAUUCCUGCAUGUGCAGCAAGAGCGGAAGACUUCCGAUUUCUGCAUCUAUACUCUUCUUACUCUCUCUGGAAUGCUUCUCUGCUGUUUCAUAAAACCACAUCAGGUGUCUUUAAUCUGUUCAUGA